Messenger RNA from Coffea eugenioides, 895 nucleotides. RefSeq names its product mediator of RNA polymerase II transcription subunit 28. The transcript is spliced from 4 exons. Bases 253 to 675 code for a protein of 140 amino acids. Gene Ontology annotation, biological process: regulation of DNA-templated transcription. The record is from RefSeq and is a predicted model, not a curated record. Gene Ontology annotation, cellular component: mediator complex. NCBI's taxonomy places the organism in Eukaryota, Viridiplantae, Streptophyta, Magnoliopsida, Gentianales, Rubiaceae.
UAGGAAAAGACGGCUCGCCACUCAUGGGAAAUUAGUUUGUAUACGAAGUAGUGCCUAAGCAAAUCUACAUUGUCGCUGGCAGUCGGCGGCGGUUGAUCCCCCUGGCCGCCCUGGUUUCUUAGAAAUUACUACUGCUAGAAAUUAAGAGAGCGGUCUUCUCCCCCAGGGCUCCGGAGUACAGAAUCCGUCUCUGGCUAUUGGAGUAGAUUCUGGUUGGUUGGUUGAUCUAUAAAGCAUUCAGCUGACAUAGAUAUGGCUGACAGGCAAUCAGUUGAUCAACAGCAGCAUGCACUUGAUUCACAGUCUCCUCCUGCAUCUAAGGACGACAUGAUUGCCUGUGUCACAGCCUUAGAGGCUGCUUUGCUUCCAUGCCUGCCUGCCAGAGAACUCCAAGCAAUAGAUCGUUCUCCUCAUCCUUCUCAUCAGAUUGAUGUGGAGCGGCAUGCCAGAGAUUUUAUGGAGGCUGCAAAGAACCUCCAGCUUCAUUUUAUAAGCUUGCAACGGGAAGAUCAGCCUUCCAAAGCUGAAACCCUUCGAAAGGAGAUUGCUACGAUGGAAGAAGAGUUAAAGUUGAAGAAUGAACUUAUCGAUCGGCAAGAGAGGCUGAUUCAUGAUUGGAGGAAAGGGUUGAAGGAUCAACUAGAAAAGCACAACAGUGAGUUAGAAAGAGUGUAGAGAACAUGCUGAAUACUAGAUUAAAUUUGGCAUCUGAGUUUAUACUGAAUCAGAAGAUGCCAUUUUGUUAUAAUCAUAGCUAGUUUGCCUGUAUUGAACUGUGUAACUGAGGACAGUAUUUUUUUGGGUUAUCAAAGUCAGAUAUCUGUUGACAAAAGAAACGGAAAAAGACUGAUGAUCUUGCUGAAUCCAAUUACACCAGCAUCAGCCUUUGUAUGGC